This is a messenger RNA of Meloidogyne enterolobii, 1038 nucleotides long. The record is from the annotation of a GenBank genome assembly. Lineage: Eukaryota; Metazoa; Nematoda; Chromadorea; Rhabditida; Meloidogynidae.
AUGAUUUUAUUUCAAUCACCAUCUAUACUAUUAUUAUUAUUUUUUCUUUUAUUUUUUUCUUUAUUUUCUGUUAAUUCUAAAAAAAUUAAAAAUCAUUACAAAACAACGGCAGCAGAAGAUCCAAUACCGGCACAGGAAAUUAAUACAAAACAAUUAAAUAAACAAAUAAAAUCUUCUAAUAUUUUACAAAAACAACCCAACCGACAACCCCCAUCACCAUCUUCCCAUUCCCCUUCCCAAACAGAACAACAACAUGAAUUUUCUAUAGAGGAUGUGGAUGAAGAACAAAUUGAUGAAAUUUUAAGGGAUACUUCCAAAAAUCUUGUUAUAUUUUUUUAUGAUGGAAGAUUAAAAUGCCCAGAAUGUAGUGUUGCCCUCUCAGAGAUUGAAGAAAUUGAUGAUGAUAUUGAAGUUGUAAAAACUGAUGACAGAAGGGUGGCUCGUGAAUGUGGAGUAAAUACAUUUCCGGCAUUGGUAUAUUACAGACGUAGCAGUCCAAUUCUUUAUGAUGGAGAUUUUAAAGAUUCUGAAAAAGUUUUACGUUGGUUACGGGCACACGACGAAGUGGCUACUUGGGACUUGAAUGACGAUAACUUUGAAUGGAGAACACAUUCCCAUUCACCUCCAGAAGGAGCUCUUCAAUGGCUUGUUAUGUUCUAUGAUUCUGAAGAAUCUGAUUGUAAUGCUUUUGUUCCAAUGUUUGAAACAGUUGCCCAUAAAUUUCACAGAGGAAAAUUUUUUCGUUAUAACGAGGCGGCAAAGGACGUUAAUGGAGUUGUCUCCUUUGCAAUGUAUAAAUUCAAGGAACAACGCGGGCAUCGAGUACCGGAGCCACCAACUGCUUUGGAACAUUUUUACGAACAUUUCAAAGAGCGACUAACUGAUGCUAUUGAAGAUAAUCAAAAGUUGACGGCAAUCUGUGUAGGAGGGGCCAUUUUAAUUGUUAGCAUUUGUCUCGCAUUUAAAGCAUAUCGGAUACGUUCAGAGCAGCAAUCGACUAUUUCAACUAGCAGUAGAAGAGCAACAAAUACACAAUAA